This is a messenger RNA of Penicillium soppii, 483 nucleotides long. RefSeq lists its product as uncharacterized. NCBI's taxonomy places the organism in Eukaryota, Fungi, Ascomycota, Eurotiomycetes, Eurotiales, Aspergillaceae. The coding region runs from base 1 to 483 and encodes 160 amino acids. The record is from RefSeq and is a predicted model, not a curated record. The transcript is spliced from 3 exons.
AUGGAAUUACAAGAGAACGCGCCGACCCAAAAUAUCAACACUUUCACCGAGGAGGUCGAACAAGCCAGGGAAGACGAUCGCGUCAAGCUUGGUGAUGCUGCACCAGACUCUAAAACGACAUACAAGGAUAACGCGCCAAUCGCUGCAACUGGUUGGAGAGGUCAGGAGUCACAGCGACCGCGAGCUAUCAGACCGGAUCCCGUUGGCGAUGGUCCGUGGCCUUCCUGCGAUGACCGUGUUUCGCAAUUCGAGGGCACGGCUUACACUUUGGCAGUCAAAGUGAAGAGGGUGUGGUGCAGAACGAUAGGAGUCAUGGCUUUGAUGAACUGCGUGCAAAGCCCCAUUGGAACGUGGACUAUGCCUGCGUUCUGGAAAAGCAGUGGUGAAAGUGCCGACUACACGAUGGGGACACAGGUCGUUUCCAUCAGCCGCAGCGAACCCAGACGAACAGUUCAGCUUAGCUUUUGUAGAGCUUCCAGAUGA